Eubalaena glacialis (North Atlantic right whale) is the source of this 2489-nucleotide messenger RNA. RefSeq names its product heterogeneous nuclear ribonucleoprotein M (gene HNRNPM). The coding region runs from base 38 to 2230 and encodes 730 amino acids. The record is from RefSeq and is a predicted model, not a curated record. Lineage: Eukaryota; Metazoa; Chordata; Mammalia; Artiodactyla; Balaenidae. Gene Ontology annotation, biological process: alternative mRNA splicing, via spliceosome; regulation of mRNA stability involved in response to oxidative stress. Gene Ontology annotation, molecular function: mRNA binding. Gene Ontology annotation, cellular component: nucleus; cytoplasm; post-mRNA release spliceosomal complex. The transcript is spliced from 16 exons.
AUCCCGCUCGCUCACACAAAGCCCAGACGCGGAGAAAAUGGCGGCAGGGGUUGAAGCAGCAGCCGAGGUGGCGGCGACGGAGCCCAAAAUGGAGGAGGAGAGCGGCGCGCCCGGCGUGCCGAGUGGCAACGGAGCUCCGGGCCCGAAAGGUGAAGGAGAACGACCAGCUCAGAAUGAGAAGAGGAAGGAGAAAAACAUAAAAAGAGGAGGCAAUCGCUUUGAGCCAUACGCCAAUCCAACUAAAAGAUACAGAGCCUUCAUUACAAACAUACCUUUUGAUGUGAAAUGGCAGUCACUUAAAGACCUGGUUAAAGAAAAAGUUGGUGAGGUAACAUACGUGGAGCUCUUAAUGGACGCUGAAGGAAAGUCAAGGGGAUGUGCCGUUGUUGAAUUCAAGAUGGAAGAGAGCAUGAAAAAAGCUGCUGAAGUUCUAAACAAGCAUAGUCUGAGUGGAAGACCACUGAAAGUCAAAGAAGAUCCUGAUGGUGAACAUGCCAGGAGAGCAAUGCAAAAGGUGAUGGCUACGACUGGUGGGAUGGGUAUGGGACCAGGUGGCCCAGGAAUGAUUAAUAUCCCACCCAGUAUCCUAAAUAAUCCUAACAUCCCAAAUGAGAUUAUCCAUGCAUUACAGGCUGGAAGACUUGGAAGCACAGUAUUUGUAGCAAAUCUGGAUUAUAAAGUUGGCUGGAAGAAACUGAAGGAAGUUUUUAGUAUGGCUGGUGUGGUGGUCCGAGCAGACAUUCUUGAGGAUAAAGAUGGAAAAAGUCGUGGAAUAGGCACUGUUACUUUUGAACAGUCCAUUGAAGCUGUGCAAGCUAUAUCUAUGUUUAAUGGCCAACUGCUAUUUGACAGACCAAUGCACGUGAAAAUGGAUGAGAGGGCCUUACCAAAGGGAGAUUUUUUCCCUCCUGAGCGUCCACAACAACUUCCCCAUGGACUUGGUGGUAUUGGCAUGGGGUUAGGACCAGGAGGGCAGCCUAUUGACGCUAAUCAUUUGAAUAAAGGCAUUGGAAUGGGCAACAUAGGACCCGCAGGAAUGGGAAUGGAAGGCAUAGGAUUUGGAAUAAAUAAAAUGGGAGGCAUGGAGGGACCCUUUGGUGGUGGUAUGGAAAACAUGGGUCGAUUUGGAUCUGGGAUGAACAUGGGCAGAAUAAAUGAAAUCCUAAGUAAUGCACUGAAGAGAGGAGAGAUCAUUGCAAAGCAGGGAGGAGGUGGAGGCGGAGGCAGUGUCCCUGGAAUUGAGAGGAUGGGCCCCGGCAUUGACCGCAUUGGGGGUGCCGGCAUGGAGCGCAUGGGUGCAGGCCUGGGCCACGGCAUGGAUCGUGUGGGCUCCGAGAUUGAGCGCAUGGGCCUGGUCAUGGACCGCAUGGGCUCAGUCGAGCGCAUGGGCUCCGGCAUCGAGCGCAUGGGCCCGCUGGGCCUCGACCACAUGGCCUCCAGCAUCGAGCGCAUGGGCCAGACCAUGGAGCGCAUCGGCUCUGGCGUGGAGCGCAUGGGUGCCGGCAUGGGCUUUGGCCUGGAGCGUAUGGCCGCACCCAUUGACCGUGUGGGCCAGACCAUCGAGCGCAUGGGCUCUGGCGUGGAGCGAAUGGGCCCUGCCAUCGAGCGCAUGGGCCUGGGCAUGGAGCGCAUGGUGCCCGCAGGCAUGGGGGCAGGCCUGGAGCGCAUGGGCCCUGUGAUGGAUCGCAUGGCCACCGGCCUGGAGCGCAUGGGCGCCAACAACCUGGAGCGCAUGGGCCUGGAGCGCAUGGGCGCCAACAGUCUCGAGCGCAUGGGCCUGGAGCGCAUGGGCGCCAACAGCCUGGAGCGCAUGGGUCCCGCCAUGGGCCCGGCCCUGGGCGCUGGCAUUGAGCGCAUGGGCCUGGCCAUGGGUGGUGGUGGCGGUGCCAGCUUUGACCGUGCCAUCGAGAUGGAGCGUGGCAACUUUGGAGGAAGCUUCGCAGGUUCCUUUGGUGGAGCUGGAGGCCAUGCUCCUGGGGUGGCCAGGAAGGCCUGCCAGAUAUUUGUGAGAAAUCUCCCAUUUGAUUUUACAUGGAAGAUGCUAAAAGACAAGUUCAACGAAUGUGGCCACGUGCUGUAUGCCGACAUCAAGAUGGAGAAUGGGAAGUCCAAGGGGUGCGGUGUGGUUAAGUUUGAGUCGCCAGAGGUGGCUGAGAGAGCCUGCCGGAUGAUGAAUGGGAUGAAGCUGAGUGGCCGAGAGAUUGAUGUUCGAAUCGAUAGAAAUGCUUAAGCAGUUGCCUUUUUUAAACAUCGAUACCAGACCUCUGAAUUUGUAUUUUUUCUUGUUAACCAUUUUAAUUUGUUGGCUGGAUGUAUAAAGAUGUUUAAAAAAUUCAGUUGCUUUUUGGGGUAAUUUGAAUUACUUUUUUAAUGACUGGGGUUCCAUUUGACUGUUUGCAUUGAGAUUGCAAUGUGCGCAAUUUUUUUUGUAGUUGUGGCAUCUUGUUGACAUCGAAUAUGACUUUGAUAAUAAAUACCAGUUCCUGAAA